AUGUGCCUGCUCGACUCCUUGCGUGGCAUGGAGAUCAGAUGUAAUGGAAUGCACGUGGAAAGAGCAUUGUCAACCAUGCAGGGACUGACAAAGCGUGCUGGAAGCUUGUCACUGACCUCCAUCACUGCCUGCUGCCCUCGCGGACGAGCCUGCGCCGCAGCGCUGCAUAGCGAGAGCUCAGCACCCCCGAUGCGUGUCGAGACCACGUCCCCGGCGCGUCCCAAGACGAUGAUGCUGGCGACGGCGACGAGCAGCGAGCCCGACUGGGGACGGCCCAGGCGACAGACGGAGCCCAAUAUCCACGUCGAGCGGCGGCCCUCAGAGCUGCUGCGACAGGCCGCUCGACGCUCCGCCGACUGCUCAGUGCAGCGCCCCCAGACCAGCGCCCGCGAUCACUCUCACUCCCACUCCCACUCUCACUCACCGUCGCCCUCGCCGUCGCCCUCGCGCUCGUCGCUCAGCGUCCAUGCCCUGUCGAAUCCCGCGCUGGCCGAGAUUCCUCUGCGCAGGUUCCGCCUGUCGACCAGCUCGCCCGACACGUCGCCCGCCAAACAAAAAGAACACCACCACGGUGCCCCGUGCACCCCUGACCUGCCCGCCCUCACGCCCAUCUCGCCCAAGACCGCCUCCCCGCGCCUCGAUGCCGGCCUGAAGAGCGACCAGCGACAGCGUGCGUCGACGUAUCUGGCCCCCCAGCCCGCCGCAUCCGCUCUGGCCCGCAGGAUGUCGUCCUACUCCGACGGCGGUGCCGCCAACGGCGUCCACGACCCCGACCGCACCCUCACGCUCGACGACCAGCCCGGCGACGAGAACCGCGAUUCCAGCGCUGAUGAGAGCCGCUCCAAGAACGAAGACGUCUUCCUCAACAUUGCCAAGUCGACCGCCAGCCGGCGAGAUUCCACGGGCAAGUUGGACCGCAGACGGAGACUGGGGCUCUCAGGCCUGUCGACUCGCAUUUCCCUCGCCAAGGAGCAGACCCAGAGCAGCCCGUUGCAGGACACGUCGCCCUUCUCCUACAGUACGUCUCUGGAUGAGAACAGCCGGCUCCGCUACUUCUCGAGUUCCCGAUCCACCGUCGGCCUGCCGCGCAGCCGCUUCAGUCGCGAGACCUCGCCCGACUCGCCUCACACCUACGCUGACCUGCGAUCCUCCAUCACCGAUGUCCGCCCCUACCGACACUCCAACCUGUCCAGCUCGACCCGCACGAUUCGCCCGUCCGAUGCCACGGAGCGCGCGAGAAGCGAGGCGGACAGCAAGUCCCGCAUGGACGGCACCGAAUCGACCUUGUCGACCACCGCGCCGUCCACCGUCUGGGACGAACUCGACGACCUCAAGUCGAGAAUCCGGAAACUCGAGCUGACCGGGAAAUUCCCGCCGUCGUCGGCCGCGGCCAUGUCCAAUGCGUCCGCCGAGCGGCCUCGCACUGCCGCGACGACGGUGACGACCAUCUCGUCCUCCCCGAAACACAACCGCAAGACCAGCACGUCUCCCGACCCGGAGCCGACGGUGACGGUGAACCCGAUCCAGACGCUCCUGCAUUCCGCCUUGGCCAAGGCCAAGACGGCGGUGAGCUCCGAAGUCUACAACGCGCUCGAGGUCACCGCGACCGACGCUCUCACGUUAGCCAACAUGCUGGGCUCGGGCUCGUCGUCCGGAACGGCAUCGAUGGUCAACGGAUCGACCCUGUCGGAGCGCCAGGCGCGGCGGAAAGCCGACAGCGUGUGUCGCAGCCUGACGGAGCUCUGUCUGGCGUUGUCAGAUGACCAGUUGGCCAGGCAGCAGCAGCAGCAACAACAACAACAACAGCAGCAGCAACAGCAACAGCAACAGCAACAGCAACAGCAACAAGCGCGGCCAGUCAGUCGCGAUGCGUCGUCACGGACGAACCAGACUCAGACGGACGGCGGCGAUACGCUGUCCACGGCGAUGCCGUAUCGCCGGAGCAUGAGCCACGAGCCGGAAUCCAGCCAGCAGCAAGAGUCUGCGCCGCGCGUUCCGAGUCGACUGGAAGCUCGUCUGAAUACGAUGAAUCUGGGGUCGUCGCGGAACGCAGCCCGACUGUCGCAGGAUGAAAAGUCCUCGCCGCAGACCUCGACGCCGAUCUCUCGACUAAGCCGCCUGUCGACAUCUCUUCGGACAAAGCGAGAGGAGGAAGCGGACGACAAGGGUUCUGUCUUCAGCCGGAGCGUUGGCCCUUCGCGGGCCAUGUCCGAAGUUGGCGGUUUGACGGCUGGACUGCGGUCUGCACGGGAGCGUCUGUCUCGCGAGUACGCAUCACCGACCGAGUCGUCGUCGCCGUCGACUCGAACGCCAGCCUCUCAAGCGCCGUCACAACAGACGACGCGAACGCCAUCGUCCAUUCCUCUUCGACGAAGCUAUGCAUCACCGGGGGGAACCGGGAUCCCAGCGGCAUCAGGCGUCAACAUCCAGCCAGGAUUCCGGCGAUACGGGCUGGCGCAUUCGGGGUCUGAGCGGGGGACGUCAGAGAGUCCCAACGGGGAAUCACCACAGCCAUCGCAGACACGGAUCGUGGCGCCGUCGAGCAAGACGGCAACCAGCUACACGCCGAUCCAGCAGCGGGCGCGAACGAACAGUUUAGGGAGUCGACGAUUCGGGCUGCGACCGCGACAGACGGCGGUGGGGGACGUAUAG
Molecule: messenger RNA, 2652 nt
Organism: Rasamsonia emersonii CBS 393.64
Lineage: Eukaryota; Fungi; Ascomycota; Eurotiomycetes; Eurotiales; Trichocomaceae
Exons: 3
Coding region: 1-2652 (883 amino acids)
Source: RefSeq, a predicted model, not a curated record